Molecule: messenger RNA, 2638 nt
Organism: Corythoichthys intestinalis (scribbled pipefish)
Lineage: Eukaryota; Metazoa; Chordata; Actinopteri; Syngnathiformes; Syngnathidae
Product: serine/threonine-protein phosphatase 5-like
Exons: 13
Coding region: 300-1769 (489 amino acids)
Molecular function (GO): protein binding; hydrolase activity
Source: RefSeq, a predicted model, not a curated record
UUUAUUUCAUAAUACACGCGGUAUUUUAUGCUCCUGAAUGAUAUGGACCGCUUGGAUGUGUGUGGAAGCGAUCGCUAUAUUUAUUUAGUUUUUUGAAUCCCGCGCCAGGAAAAUGAGUGACUUCCGGCUUCGGUCUCGCAUUGAGGAGGAGGGCGCUGUGACGUGUACGGUAGAAGACGUCCUCUUCACGCUACAGUGUACUGUUGUGUAUGAGGACGAAGGAUUCAGCUGAUUUUGCGGAUUAAUACUUUUAUUUUUUGCAUCACGCCAGCCAAACGGCUGCAGAAAAAUCAUUCUGUAUGCGGGAGAGGCGUAUGCGCCUUUUUGGAGUUUCAAAAGGUUCCCAUUCACCGUGGAUAUUUACUGUGGGACCAUUGGACUUACAAGGAAAUAAAGACUAUGAAAAUGCCAUCAAGUAUUACUCAGAGGCCUUGGAGCUCAACCCAUCCAAUGCAAUCUACUACAGCAACCGCAGCCUGGCGUACCUGCGCACGGAAUGCUACGGGUACGCCUUGGCGGAUGCCACCAAGGCCCUCGACAUUGACAAGAACUAUAUCAAAGGGUAUUACCGCCGGGCCACCUCCAACAUGGCGCUGGGCAAGUUCAAGGCCGCGCUUAAGGACUAUGAGACGGUAGUACGCGUUCGACCGAACGACAAGGACGCGAAAAUGAAGUACCAGGAAUGUAACAAGAUCGUCAAACAGAAAGCCUUCGAGAGAGCCAUCGCUAGCGACGAGAUCAAAAAGUCGGUGGUCGAUUCGCUUGAUAUUGAAAGCAUGACAAUUGAAGAUGACUACACGGGUCCCAAACUGGAGGACGGCAAGGUCACCUUGAAGUUCAUGAAGGAAAUGAUGGACUGGUUCAAGGAACAGAAGAAACUGCACAGAAAGUGCGCAUAUCAGAUUUUGGUGCAAGUAAAAGACCUUUUAUCCAAACUACCAAGUCUUGUAGAAGUCACAAUAGAAGCGGCAGAAAAAAUAACAAUUUGCGGCGACACGCACGGGCAGUACUACGAUCUCCUUAAUAUCUUCGAGUUGAACGGCCUACCGGCAGAGAGCAAUCCAUAUCUUUUCAAUGGUGACUUUGUAGACCGUGGCUCUUUUUCAGUGGAGGUCAUUCUCACCUUGUUUGGAUUCAAGCUGCUCUUUCCUGACAACUUUCAUUUGCUUCGAGGUAACCAUGAAACGGACAACAUGAACCAAAUGUAUGGCUUUGAAGGUGAAGUUAAGGCCAAGUACACCGCGCAAAUGUUCCAGCUAUUCAGCGAAGUCUUCCAGUGGCUGCCGCUAGCCCAGUGCAUCAACAGCAAAAUUCUGGUCAUGCACGGUGGGCUGUUCAGUGAAGAUGGCGUCACGUUGGAGGAUCUCAGGAAGAUUGAGAGGAACAGACAGCCUCCAGACUCGGGUCCCAUGUGUGAUCUCCUCUGGUCGGACCCCCAGCCUCAGAACGGGCGGUCGAUAAGCAAGCGAGGCGUCAGCUGCCAGUUUGGGCCCGACGUGACGGAGCGCUUCUUGGAUCAGAACAAGCUGGAUUUCAUCAUUCGGAGUCACGAAGUCAAGGCGGAGGGCUACGAGGUCACUCACUCAGGGAAGUGCAUCACAGUCUUUUCGGCGCCCAACUACUGUGACCAGAUGGGAAACAAAGGAGCUUUUAUCCACCUCAGGGGAUCUGAUCUCAAGCCAGAGUUCCACCAGUUCACUGCCGUGCCUCAUCCGAAUGUCAAGCCCAUGGCGUACGCCAACACGUUAAUGCAGCUGGGGAUGAUGUAGACGUCCAAGGCAACCUGGAAGCGUCACACAUCAUUUCUCUCAGUGCGCCACGACUCCUCCAUGGGUCUAAGAGAACGUCGAGGCCCAACCUCACUUUAUGAGGGAGAUUCCUUAGACUCACUCACCUGGUCCACAAGGUUACCACUUCCAAACUGGAAAACAUUUGCUCGCUUCGUACAUGAAUCCAACACUCAGAAUCACUGUUAUGUCUCCUUGUUCUUGUUUUGUUUUUGUUUUUUUUAAACGAUUGACAUGGAUCACCUUUCUGGUCCGUACCAAAGAUGUGUAACAAAUUGUCAAGGUUUCAUUCAACAAUGACGCUCAGCGUUCAACGCACGCGCACAGCUGGAAUGGUUCAAGAGCAGCAUGUUCAUGAGUGUCUCCAAAAAAACAGUAUGAUAUUUGUUUCCGUAUUUUAUUACUUUUUCAGGUAUAAGUACGAUCCCAGUUCGGAAAAAAAAGACUGACUCUGGGUUCACCGAGGUGCUGUUUGCUCUUUGUGACGUGUUAGCUAGAACAGAUGUGCUAAACGUUUAAUUUGCACUGCUUCUUCCAGAAGAAGAUACUGCUGCUCCCCUCGCCACCAUAUUUUCAACCCGGCAGCUCAUACACCGUCCCAAACUCUGAACCCAAACACCCAAUAUGUCACCCGGAAUUGUGGAAAAGUCCGGUAGCACAGGCAACGUAAAACGUCCAUAAUGUAACCCUGUCUUGAAAACGCACAGCUGCAUUGUAUCAUGACCCUCGACUUUUUAGGUAAAGAAAUACACUUAUGUGUAUGUAUAUAUACUGUAUCAUUUAUUGAGAUUCCAUGUAAUGUUUGGAGAAAAAAACUGAAUAAUAAUAAAAAAAAGUCCUGAUAUUUUAGA